CGGUGAAAUACAGCUGCAAACCGACUGUUCCAGUCAACAUCACUCCACAAAAAAAAAGGCCCAAUCUUCAGUCUCUCUCUUUCACUCAUUUGGUCUUUAACCCCUCUCUCUACCUCUCUCUCUCAUACACAGAGAAGAAGAAUUCAAUUCUGUUCUCUUUGUAGAUCGACUUCAUCCUCCGGCCAGUCGUAUUUUCUUGGCAGUUUUCUCGGGAAAAAAGGAAAAAGAGAAAACAAAGUAAGCCAUGAAAACUGUAAAUUCCAUAGGGAAUGUGUCAGCUUUAUGUACAAUGUGAAGGGACUGAAACGACAGUUUUGAAAAACCCCACCUAUACUUCGUUUUGGGAGGUGUUGUAACAAUGUCAGGAGCUCCAAGAGUGAAGUCAAUGAAUGUGGCUGAUUCUGAGACCAGGCCUGUGUUAGGACCUGCUGGGAACAACAAGGCAGGUUCAUUAAGUGCAAGGAAACCUGCUUCCAAACAAUUGAGAAAGGUUGAAACAUCGCCUGAGGAAGUUACAUUAGGUGAAGAGAAGAAGGCACUUACUGUGUCUACUGGCAGUGCUCUAUCCAGCAAAUCACUUUCUGUUAGCGCUUCUUCUGUGCUUCGUCGCCAUGAGCAGUUGUUGCAUUCGAAUUUAUCACUGAACGCUUCUUGUUCAUCUGAUGCCUCCACGGAUUCAUUCCAUAGCCGAGCAUCUACAGGUAGAUUAAUACGGUCCACUAGUUUGGGAAGUAGGAGGAAGCCAUAUGCUUCAAAGCCAAGAAGUGUUGUCUCUGAUGGGAGUUUAGAAUCUCCACCACCUUCUGACGGUUCACAGCCCAAGAAGAGCUGUGCUUGGGUAACAGCAAAUACCGAUCCUUGUUAUGUUGCUUUCCAUGAUGAAGAAUGGGGAGUUCCAGUACAUGAUGACAAGAAAUUGUUUGAGCUUCUUGCUCUUUCGGGUGCUUUGGCUGAACUUACUUGGCCUGCCAUUCUAAGCAAAAGACACAUAUUUAGGGAAGUUUUUGCAGAUUUUGAUCCAAUUUCUGUCUCAAAAUUUAAUGAGAAAAAGAUGAUGGCACCAGGAAGCACUGCAAUCUCCUUAUUAUCAGAAGUUAAAUUGCGUGCAAUCAUUGAGAAUGCGCGCCAAAUAUCCAAGGUCAUAGAUGAGUUUGGGUCAUUUGACAAGUAUAUUUGGAGCUUUGUGAACUACAAGCCUAUAGUUAGCAGAUUCCGGUAUCCUCGCCAGAUUCCUGUCAAAACUCCAAAAGCAGAUGUAAUAAGCAAAGAUCUAGUUAGAAGAGGAUUUCGCGCCGUAGGGCCGACGGUUGUCUACUCAUUCAUGCAGGUAGCGGGGUUAACAAACGAUCAUCUCAGGAGUUGCUUCAGAUUUCAGGAGUGUAUAAAUGCAGCAGAAGGGAAAGAAGAAAAUGGGGUUGGCAAGGUUGAAGGUAUGAUAACUGAUGUUGUCAUGGAGUCCAAAUUAUCUAUAGCCAUGGAUGAAUUGAGUUUCUCGUCAGAAUGGCACGGAUAGCAGCAGAUUCAGUCAUCAGUUUAUCCUAGUAACUAAUUCACGGCAAUGAAGGUGUUCUUGUGUAUAAAAUUUCAUGAAUUCUUAUGUGUCAUGAAUUCCUAGAUUUUGUAGAUUACUAAAAGUGAAUUAAUCAACUGAUGAUUGUUCUGCGUUGGUGGGACAGCUCCAGA
Molecule: messenger RNA, 1683 nt
Organism: Hevea brasiliensis (rubber tree)
Lineage: Eukaryota; Viridiplantae; Streptophyta; Magnoliopsida; Malpighiales; Euphorbiaceae
Exons: 6
Coding region: 359-1513 (384 amino acids)
Biological process (GO): base-excision repair
Molecular function (GO): DNA-3-methyladenine glycosylase activity
Source: RefSeq, a predicted model, not a curated record